This is a messenger RNA of Ostrinia nubilalis (European corn borer), 1194 nucleotides long. RefSeq lists its product as uncharacterized. NCBI's taxonomy places the organism in Eukaryota, Metazoa, Arthropoda, Insecta, Lepidoptera, Crambidae. The coding region runs from base 229 to 687 and encodes 152 amino acids. The record is from RefSeq and is a predicted model, not a curated record. The transcript has 2 exons.
UCUUUCGUCACUCGUCGGUACAAGCCGCGUUCGCGGUUAGCAGUUCGGUAAUUCAGUUCGCGUGCACUGGCGUUGGUGAGCGGUCGGAUCGUCGCGGGCAUUACGCCAAUAAACGAGUAAUCGAGUACACACAAGUGAAUAAGCCGGGAAACUGACGACACGCCACUCGAUUCAUUCCCGAUUUGAAUCGAUUCGAUUAUCCCGAUCCGCAACUGUUUUUUGUGACGAAUGAGUGACUGUUCGCUAUCCAAAACUUUCGUGGAACCACGCAUCAUGGAGAGCUGUUACAAGCUGUACACAUGGAUCAACCACACGGUGCUGAUGCUCCUGUUCCAAAUAUUCUGGAAGAUGAGCCAGAUAUCAGACUACUUCAGGGAAAAGUCGGUCGAGGAAGCAAAGCAAGAGAAAACAUUCGUCAUGACACCACUCACAAAGGAAUCAAAGCUCCGCAGGCAUAUCAGGUCGAUGUCUGACGUCCAGAGCAGCACGCCCUACAGACUGCCCUUCAGGUCACGAAAAGGCAGCACCCAGACCCUCAUGUACGAUUCCGACACGAGGGCGAGGCGGAUCCGAUCCUACAACCGUCAUCUAGAAUCGUCGGACUCAAGUGACUAUGAAGCACCAAGAAAACUGUCAAGUCUCGAAAGGAACAUUCUGAAACACUCAGAUUCAAUGAGGAUCCUAUAGGCUCAAAUGUACGAGCUCUUCAGAGGCUGUGUAAAAUGACUUUAGUGCAAGUUAAGAGCCAUAUUUGAAAAAUAUUAGCUACACUUGCAUUGUAUUAGGUAGUCCUAUAGUGAUUAUGACUGUGACACGCAGAUAGCAAUUUCCUCAUGAGACUGUGAUCGUAAUAGAUUAAAUUAUUCUAUGAAGAAUAAUUGUGAUUGUGAUUAUUCUUGUAGAUAAAAUAUUUAGCUGUAAGAUUAUCAUUUUAAAUCCUUUCGUGGAUUUAAAAAUGUAUAGUGAUAAGUUACAAAGGCCAUAUAAAAUGAGUCGUUUGAUAUAAUUAUAAUUUCAGUUUUUCUUUCUUUAUAACAUUAAUUUGUUUUAGAGCUUCUUUAAUAUUCUUUGAAGAUUAUUUUAAAUUUUCAUUAGUUUCUUCUCUAUUGGGUCGACUUUUAGAAUUCAAGUCGUCGUGCAAUCAGAGGUUUUUGUACCUUAUGAAAAUGUGCCUAUUUAUUUCCAUAGAUCUUU